Aspergillus novofumigatus IBT 16806 is the source of this 1095-nucleotide messenger RNA. RefSeq lists its product as uncharacterized. Lineage: Eukaryota; Fungi; Ascomycota; Eurotiomycetes; Eurotiales; Aspergillaceae. The transcript is spliced from 3 exons. The record is from RefSeq and is a predicted model, not a curated record. Bases 166 to 1005 code for a protein of 279 amino acids.
CGACUGUCGAGACAAGACCGCUAUCAAUGGACAUAUUGGGCUGGAUCUGAAUUGGUGUCUCUCGCCCCAUUUUUUGCUUCCGUCUACACCACUAGACCUUCACUAGUCGCUACGUCCCUGCUGCGGUGGUCAAUCCAAAUCUAACUCCUUUCCCGCCGUGUGAAUAUGAGCGCAAAGCCUACUGCUGACUCCCCGGACGCUUGGGAAGAUGACUGGGAAAAACAGGCAGAUAAACUAGCCGACGAUCCAAACCCUCCUCCUCCAGAGAAGAAGGUAUCCUCGAAAGUCACCAAGGCGCAGCGCAGGGCGCAACAGGCUGAGUUCAACCGGCAGCUAUGGGCCGAAGCUGAAUCUCCGCAAACUUUCCACUACCUAGAGGCCCGUUCCGAUGUCCCUUUAAAGCAGGAUUUCAAACCAGCAGUAACUGUACUCAGCCGCACGCCUCAAUUGAUGACGCGCCAGUCAUCGUCCAGCGGAGUUUCUUCAGCGACUGCGGGAAUUAGUCGGCUCGGUUUGGCGACUAAUGAAGGCCUGGAGGACUCUGAUGAUGACCAGAAACGGCCAGAACCGACUCCAGAAGAACGGCAUGCCAUUGCCCUGAAGAACCUGGAAGAAAAACAACGGAAAUAUGAGGAAGUGCGCGAGAGACUGUUUGGAAGUCCGUCUGCAACCACCUCGGGUGCAUCGUCACCACGAAGCGCGACUCCUCCCAGACAGUUUGAGGGCAGAGGGAAGGGGAAAAGCCGCGGCAAUGGCAGAGACAACAACAGAGACAAGAGAGACUCUUCUGCAUCCUCGACGAAGUCAAAACAGCUCUUUGACCCCGGAUAUUCCUCCAAACCCAAUUCAAACUACAUGCAGAAGAAGGAGAGACAGCAAGCUGGCGAGCGGGUAUUGAAUGACCAGCCGCAAUCUCCGCGGCAACCCGUUCGUAGUCCGAGAGGCCCAGACGCCAGUGGACGAGGCGGUUUCAGAGCAGGCCACAGAGGCGCAAAGGCCACUUGAUCACAGCACGUCGCGACGUCUGGGGGCGCAGCCUUGCGUCAUUCGCACCGGAUAUGUCUUUAGUGACAGGACCACCCCUUGCUCGCUGAA